AAUUAGUUCCGAAAGGUUUUAGCGUAGUCGAAUAAUCCCCAGUUUCUGGGUCUUUAUUCUGUCUCAGUUUAUCCUGUAAGCUGAUCUGGAUACUAAGGUUCUUGCCAUUUAGGACGAAAAUUCACACUACCUACUAUUAUCAUAGUAAAUGCUACAAUUCCGUACGUUGGGCUUUUCAAAUGACAUUCAGCUUAACUACUCAUAACUUUCUACCUUGACACAGUAUUCCUGUUGUGUUUAUCUACAAAUAUGCUUUUAAAUACAAUGGGUGAUUUUGACAAACUAAUGGUGACUUCUGUCACAGACAGUAAUCAGUUCAUCACCGUAUCUUUGUACUUCUACGUUGUUCUUUGCGCCAGCAAGAAUUUCGCCAAAUAGUGAUUGGACCCAUGAAGAUUAACUUCCCUAACCGACCUCAGGGUGUCAAACUUGCGAUUCAGUGGCCAGGUUGUUGAAUUACAUUGUCUUGAGUCAUUUCAAAAGGUUCAGUUACUCUUUGUGUCCGAAGCGUGCCCUACGUCAAAGUCAUUUUGACAAAACAGGGGUGUCAAUGCUUUAACACAGCAUGAUAGUUAAGUAAGUCGACUUUGAGUUAGCUUCGUUGAUUACUCCAGUCACACUGAAUCACAUUUUCGUACUUAAUAUUUUAACAUCAACCUGUUUGUUAGGAGUCUUGACCAGUUAAGAUGGCUUUUCAUUAUCUACUCCUUUAAUGUUUCUGCUUCCUGUCAAUUGGUCAACGAUAACUGCCUUAGAAUUAUCUCGUAUCUCUUCAUGAAGCCGUUGUAACAUUAACAACACGGUAAGAUAGAGACGAUCUUUUAUUUAAUAUUAUUAAUUGGUUGGUUAUAUACUUUUAUUUGAACAGUGAUAGUUAUUUGGGAGCUAAUUAACCUGGGAAUCUACUUCGAUUGUGAUUUUAGCCAACUGAUCAAGCUGCUCAUAAUACCUAUAAACGUAUAAUCUAGAUAAAUGAUUAAGCAAGUUUACUCUUAAAACUGUUUGCUAUUCAUAAGAGAUAUAUGACCAGUUGAUGUAACCGGCUUUUGUUUUUAUGGUUAUGUUGUGUUUCUUCUUGGAAUUUGGGUUUAAAGUCAUAGCUUCCGUUAAAGUAAAUUUGACUAGAGUUAGCCAUGCUCAUUCAUCUUAACUCCGAUUUGUUCAUCCGUAGAUUCAGAAAGAUGACUGCAGAUUUGACCGAUGAGAGUCUCUUUCCUAUUGCUAUUCUUAUUGAUGAGUUAAGAAAUGAGGAAAUGCAAACUCGUCUGGCUAGCAUCAGAAAACUUACUACUAUUGCUCUUGCACUUGGUCCAGAGAGGACAAGAACAGAAUUGGUUCCAUUCCUAACCGAUACCAUAUAUGAUGAGGAUGAGGUACUUAGGGAAAUGGCCAAACAAUUGGCAGACUUUGUUCCAUUGGUUGGAGGACCUGAAUAUGUUCAUUGUCUUCUACCACCAUUGGAAGGACUUGCAUCUGCUGAAGAAACGGUUGUGCGGGAUAAAGCUGUGGAGACGUUGCGAACACUUGCACCUAGUUUCUCACCCAAGGUUAGUUUUUCCUCUUUGUACUGGAUCCACGCUUUGACGUUAUCUUUAAGUUUUCUUAUAACCGUACGCCUAUUCAUGGUUGUGUCGAUAUCCAUUUUAACUCCAAUAUUUUCUUCAGGGCUGUGAGCAAGAUUCGGGACCUUUACCCUUCUCAUGAUAUACUCACUACAACACGUAACUAUCUUCUGGAGUAUUAUUAAAGCUUACAAGUGUGGGACAAACUGGAUAAGUUCCAUACAGGUAGUGCUGUUUGGACUGCCCCGAAAUCGUCUUUUUUUAAACUCCAUGUAGUCACGUACGACUUGUUUAUCCGGUUUCUGAUGAAAUACAACUGUUCAGCGUCACUGGGUUAAGGUUUGCGCCAACCAAGGAUCGUAUCAUAAUUACUUUUUCUUCUUUGGACGCUUCGUGACAAUGUAGUAAUGCAAAUAAUUAACUCAGAGCAUUUGAUUACGAGUUGGUCACUUUGUAGCUACUUUUCAUCUUAAUAUCCUUGGCUGACAACUCGAUUUGUGCUCCAGUUAUCUAAGACUGUGGUAAUGACUGCGUUUUCUUGGAUAUCAUGUUCUUAGUUUCCCUUAUACUGAAUUGCCUCUGUUUUUCGGUUUUUAACAUUCUCUAUAAAAGACUUCCCUACAAAUUCCAGAAUAUUCAUUCUCUACUAAGAUCAACAUUGCGUUUCUUUUGGGGGCUUAGAAAUGUAUAGAAUAUCCCCGUGGCAUCUCACUGGAGUAAAUAGCUGGGAUUCUCGUUUUUAUGCAAUUCACGUCAUUGUUUCUUCAAAUCCCUCCAACAUAUUGAAGUCUGCAGGUGUUGCUACUCAUAUCUACAUCAGACUUGAUACCGAAUUGUGAUCAAUAAUAAUUCAAAAUUGAUUGUUGCCGUGCUAUCUUUAGCUGUGAGAACAGACCGAUACACGUUCGUGGUAGAUCCCACGUUAAUAGUAUGUCCUGCUGCUAUUAUCGUCUGUCCAACUAUCUUACACUGGGCUGUCAAGUAAACCUCCCUCUCCUAAAGCCUCCGGUUUAGUUGUCAAUUGUAGUCAUAAUAUGUCCUGUAGUUUACUGUCUAGAUGAUUCGUUAUAAACUGUCCCAAGUUUUUGGUUCAAAACUACGACUCAGCGGUUGAAAUUCGAGUGGCCUAACCACUGAGCUACCCUUCCAUGAUGUAACUCAGCAACUUAAACAUCCUAUAACCUCUAGUUUCGACGAUUCCCGUAGUUGAAAGGUAUGGUUAUUGUUUUUAAUGAAUUGCAGUUAUAUUCUCUUCGGAGAAAAAUGUAAGUAAUGUAGUAUUGUGACUUUUGCUGGAUGAGUAUUGAGUAAUAUUCUUGCAGGCUGACUAACUGUUAAAUGAGUUACUUGAGCUCACACCAAUUAAAAGAACCAAUAUACCUUUACGGUGUAUCUUCAAGCAUGAUGGCGUGAUCAAACUGUAUGGAGGGAAAUAAACUUCCCAUCUGGAGUUUACUCUGAAACUCAUACAUAAAGUUUUGAGGAACACCAUCUUAACUUAAAAAAAAACUAAAACGAAUAAAUUUGGUUUUUAUUUCUUAAACAGUAAAUAUUCCUCUCUCAUCUAGUUAACUUUAACAACAGUAUCACAGCCCACACACAAAUUAAGUGACUUGUGUGGUGCAUAUGUAUUCUGUGCCCAUUUGUACCAAUAUUUAUGUGUUUAAAUAAAUAAUUAACAGCUUAUGCUUUUUGACUUUUAUCUCGAUCACGAUGGAAGUGUAGUAUCUACGAAUCGGGAUCUCGGUCUUUUAGUUUACAAUCAUGAUGGACUCCGUUGAUUCCUAAAUAAUGAAGUGAAGUGUCUAUAUAUUUUACAUACAUAGUAUAUGUGUAGAUCAUGAUUUUAUACUAUAGUGCUUUAAACAGAUACAAUGCUAGUCAUUAAUUGGGACUCAUCUGCUUGUCUUUGUUUUUAGGAUUUGGAAACUCACUUUCUGCCACUGAUCAAGCGUUUGGCAACAGGUGACUGGUUUACUAGCCGUACUUCUGCUUGUGGACUGUUUAGCGUGAUUUAUCGACAGUCUUCUACUGCUGUCCGUGCAGAACUGCGUCGCGCCUUUAAGCAGCUUUGCACUGACGAUACUCCUAUGGUCAGGCGUGCAGCUGCUAACCGUCUCGGAGAACUAGCUCGUUGUUUGGAUCUAGAUGCGUUACGUUCGGACCUGUUACCGCUAUUACCUCCUCUUUCCCAAGAUGAUCAGGACUCUGUACGAUUACUGGGUGUGAAUGCGUCAGUAGAUUUCGCUGAAGUUCUUCCUACUGAAGAUGUCUUGACACACAUCAUUCCUCUUAUAAGAGGAGCUGCAGAAGAUAAAUCUUGGCGAGUCCGUUAUCAAUUAGCUGAUCACAUUACUGAUCUACAGGCUGCAGUAAAACCCCAACUUGCUGGACAGCACUUGGUAGACGUUUACCAGAUCCUUCUCAAAGAUCCAGAAGGAGAAGUUCGCGCAGCGGCUGCAGGCAAACUGAAGAAGUUUGCUUCGUCUCUAGCCCCUGAUAUUCGUGAAUCCGUAAUUAUGAAAACAUUGUUACCUAUCAUUCGGGAAAUGGUCGGUGAAACUAAUUUACAGGUAAAAACGGCUCUGGCCGGUGUCAUGAUGGCUUUAGCUCCGCUGCUUGGCAAGGAGAAUACAUUAGAACAUCUUCUUCCAUUACUGUUGAUUCAAUUAAAGGACGAAAAUCCAGAUGUCCGUUUGAAUAUUAUAUCUAAUUUAGAGUGUGUAAAUCAAAUUAUGGGAAUUACCCAACUUAGUCAAAGUCUACUUCCUGCUAUUGUUGAAUUGGCCAGUGAUACAAAGUGGCGUGUUCGUCUAGCAAUAAUUGAGUAUAUGCCACUAUUAGCCAGUCAACUUGGUUUGCAAUGUUUUAACGAGCGACUCACAAAUUUAUGCUUGGGUUGGCUAGUAGACGAUGUAUACGCUGUACGUGAAGCAGCUGUAACAAAUUUACGAAAACUUAUGGAUCAAUUUGGAGUCGAUUGGGCCAGUUCUCAAAUCAUCCCUCGUGUAAGUUAGCUAUCCUCAGUACUCUUUAAUUUUUCUUCAGUCUUGCGGUCAAAUGGUCGCGCUCUAUUUUCACAUUAGCUGAUCAUUUUUUGUCAUAGCAAACUUGUUUCAACUCCAGGUGUCAAUGGGUUUUUAGUGUUUUUCUUCAUAUUUGUUUUACUCAAUGGCUUGGUCGAUCAAGGCCAUUUAAUUAACAAUAGUAUUUCAUUCACAUCACAUUUUUUGUAGGUUAUAUUGUAAAACAUAUUAUUUUAUCGUUAAACUGAUACUUUUUUGUCUAAGAAUUCCUUUAGACAUCCUGAAUUAUGGCAAUCAAAACAAUGCAACAAUUUUUCAGUGUUUCUGUUUGUUGGACCUAACCUUCAGUUUUCCUGUUUUAUUGUAUUCACUGUCAUUCCACAUAAUAUCAACGCAAAUACCAGUUCUUUGUUUGACUGUUAUUGGGAAUUGUAGAGUCGUUCUUUUUUAUGAUAACUUCGUAUUUUCUUCAUUUAUUAUUGGUUGUUUCCUGCGAAAAUUGUUUAAAAGCAUAUCCGAUUGCCUCCGAACCCCAAUUCGGGCUACAAAACAUUGCUGCAUACGGACCAUGUAUAAUGCUCGCCUGAUCGUCUGUUUAAGGACUAUGGAAAAGUUUCACUGACUUAUCGUUGAUUUGCGUUGCUUUCUUCACUUUUAAUGACUACCGAUGAAGUGAGAUAUAAGUUUAGUCAAAUUUUUUCUAAUUUCAUAUCUGAGUAUAAACAUAAAUCCCAUUGAGACAAUUAGUGAAUAGAAGAACAGAGAGGGGAAAUUUUUCUCAAUUAUUUUUCAUCAUGGCUCAGUCAGUCAGCUACAACGUAGGACCAGGCACAUAUAUGCAUCAGUACAAGUUUCUAUACCUCAUUAGCACAAGAUGAACAGCAAGAUCAUAGAAGCACUUACUUCAACGAUAGUAAAAAACAUUAGGGUGUAUAUAAUUUAUAACGACAUAUUACUGAUUGAGUAACAGUAUUACAUAAUAAUAUUGUAAGUUCUACAAGUUACUAAAAAUCAUUCCAUUUAUCAACUAAGUGAUGGAAUAUGGUGAUUGUAAUAAUCAAAGUAAUUACUUGUAAAAUCGGGAACAGUUAAGCGACUGUCAGAAUACUUAAUUACUCACCUACUCACUCACUUCUCAGGUACACCAUAUUGUCGAAGAAGGUUACAUACGGUUCUCCUAUCCACACUGUCGAACGCCUUCUCACAGUCAAGGAAGUUGAUUUGUAGUGACAAAUUCCAUUCAAGCGAUUACCCAACAAUGAUCCGUAGUGUCGCGAUUUUGUCUAUGAACGACCAAUCCUUAUGAAAUCCAGCCCGUUGCUUUCGAAGUUGCGUGUCUACUAAAUUUUUCAUUCGGUUCAACAACACUACGUUGGAAACUUUUCGUGGUACUGAUAGCAGUUUGACGCUUUUGUAGUUCUCACACUUGCUCAGAUCUCCUUUCCUUGAUAUUUUUCUUUCCAGUCUGUCUGCACUUGUUCUUCCUCCCAAAUCUUCAUGAAUAGAACGUGGAGCAUGUUUGCAGUUACUUCUUUGUCUUACUUCAAUGCUUCAGCUGGUAUAUUAUCAGGUCCUGCUGUUUUCCCACUCGUGAUUUGUUUGAUGCCCAUGCUGAUUUUUUCGAUCGUUGGAGUGACAUCUAUAGGAAGGUCUGUAUGUGCUGCUUCGAUGUUUGGUGGGUUCAGUGCUCUACCCACUGGUGCCGUUGUUCUUAAACCGCAAUGAUUGAUUUAACUUCUUUGUCCUUGGCUGGCUUACAAUAUUUCCCUGAUGGUUUCUUCGUUGUCAUAUAGUUAUCUCAUAUUUCCUUCUCCUGAAGCUUUUCCCACUAUCAUUUCUUGAUAUUAUGUAUUAAGAAAAUUUAUAAAAGCUUUUUAUAAUCCGUUAAUUUUGCGGAAAUUGCGGAAGAAUUAAGAGAGGAAUACUAAAGUCACGUAAAAACCAAAACUUGAAAGAAAUUAGAAAAUGUUUUUGUAAUGUAUGUGGUGGAUCAACGUUCAUUUAUAACCCACUCCCAUUUUAAUGACCUGGUUAAGAAAAGAAUGGUUAGAAAUGACUACGACUUACGUUCUCGUUCACUUAGUGAACGUAAGACCUCAUCUUAAUUUGAACUAAACUUCCACCAAAUUCACCACAUAGUGGGGUUAAUCACAUACCUCUGAACAUGUUGGUAUCCGCAUUCAUACAUCUUUGCAGAAGUUUGUUCAACCCUUCCCCAUUUUGACAUUAAUUACAAUAUUAUUUAACUUUUUUACUACACCAGCAUUUUGUCGUCGUAAAUCAUAUACGUUUAUGUCUACCCAUGAUGAAAAACUAGUUAAAAAGAAAUAUUUAUUCUCUCUGUUCUGUUUGAUAAAUAUAAUCUUCAUAGAAGACAUUCUCUGUGAAAUAAUGAACAAAUCAACGCAAAAUAUGUGGUGAUCCUUGCAUAACUCAAAUUCAGGAUGCUAUUGAUGGGAAUCCUACUCAACUAACUGUUGAUCAAAAAUAUUAACCUUAUGUAUAUGCUUGUCACAAAUACCCUAUGCUGCUACUCCGUAAUACCAAAGUAUAUUGGUAGAUUAAGAAGCUGCCGUAGAUAGAUCGAUUCUAUAACUUUAGUUAUUGCAAGCGAGUGAAACCCAGUUGUCAUCGGUGAUCUCACGUUUGGAUUUUGCGAAGUGCGUAAUGUCCGUGAUCCACUAUUCCCAGGUGAUCGUAGAUCUUAAAUAAAAUGUGACUAUUCGCUUUCUUGAGGAUGAGAGCCAUUUUGUCGUUUAAUAAGUAUAUAAAACCAUAACAUUCUUUAGAACAAUCCUUAGAAUGUUGAUAAUAAAUCAUGAUGCACUUCUAUGCAAUUAACAAUAGAGUUUCGUCAUCAGAUCUUAGACUUAAUACUAUUCAGUCAUCCUGGGUAGUAUAAUGCGACGUCAAGAAAUUCAGUUUUCCGUUGCGACGAAAAACACGAAAAAGCUAACAUUCUCCCUUGAUUCACAAUUUUUUCAGAAGUUCUAUCUGUCUUCAUUGCUUGACUUAAUUGGAAUUUAGUUUGUAUGUCACCAUGAGUAAUUGUCAAGGGAUUCGUAACAUUGUAGAGUCUUCGUCACUCAAUUGCAAAGGAAAGUUAAUUUACGUACCCACUAAAUACAAUGGUUGUGGCUAGUAAUCAGGACCCAUUGUAUUACGGUAAUAUUCUUUCAUCAUAGUGAAAAUUUGAAGGACGACGGGAUUCCGAAUUUAUUUCUUUUAGUAUCGCUUUGUAUUUUAUAAUCACGUUCAUUCCACUUCACGACAUGCUACAUUCCUAAUGUUAUCCCACCUCCAUACACAAACUGUUAAAGCAGUAUUUAAGACCCAUAAUGUGGUUACAUGUUGGUAUAUUCUUCUCCACACAUUGGUCCAGGUACUAUCCGUUGAUUGAAUUUUUCAACUAAUAGCCACUUGUUAGUUAACAUGUUAAAGAAAACCCUUGCUUUGAUAUACUUUUCUUUGUAGCAAAUUAAAUCUUUUCUGUAAUGAAUUGUUAUCAUAUUGAUUAUAACCUAAAUAUGUGAAAUGAUUAUUGUUGGUAGAUGGAUUCUCUACAUACGAGAAUGUAUAGUGCAUGAUAUUAGUCGUCUGACCACACUAUAACUGCUUUAUCCAUGUUUUACCAAGAAUUUUAUUUAUGCCCUCGAAGGGGGAAUAUAAACUCUUGCUUGUAAAGCCUUAUUCGAGCAGUUUUUAAGUUAUUAGUGAUUAGCUUCUUUUGUAAUGUUUCAUUCACUAAUUCUUUCACAUAUUCCUAAGGAAUAUUUAUCUGCUCUGUCUGCUUCAAGAGGACUAGACUGCAAAUGACGUAGAGAAUUGAGCAGAACAAAUUUAUUAUGUUAUGUCAAGGUCAAACGAGUUUCAAGCUUCUGUUAAAUCCAUGUGUUUUCAUAAUGCCGUGUUUUGCAUACAGUCUAUGGUCAUUGGGAUUUUACUACGAACUGAAAUCUCCAGUCCAAGGAAUUAUUGUUUACCUGUUUGUGAUUUGCCUACAUAUACACUGGUGUGAGUUUUCGACGUACUUACUGUCUUAUGGUCUUUUAACUCUCAUAGUUAAUCUUAUUUUAUUGUUUGAAAAAUGUUCAUUCCAUACACAUGAAGCUUCAGUACCAACGCUACUUCUAAAAGCACUGGUAAGUAAAUAAGCAACUAAAUUAAAUGUAGGCAUUUAAAUAAUGGUUUGGUAAUAUUUGGCAGGUCACACUAUAGUCAAUUAUUACCUAUACACUGCUAAAUUAGUUUUGGUCAUUUCAGUGUUCUAGACCCAGAUUAUUUUACUGCACUCUUGAGCCGAAAGUUUUCGAUACAGUGGUCUGAUUUCUUACUUCAUGGGGUUACAAUUUUUGUGUUGGUAUCAAAUGAUAUUUGUUAUUGACGUAGUUGAAUUCAGAUAUCAGAAUAUAUGUUUAGCUCUUCAGAAAUAAAUUAUCGUCUCUGUCGGUUGAUAAGUGUUUAACUGUAACAAAUCAUGUGGUUUUGGAGGUUAUUCUAGUCAUAGUUUAAUUGUUUUGCUUUUAUUCCAUGUAUGUCACCAUAGUGUCACUUUAUUUGUUAAACAAUCACUACAUGAAAUACUGACUAACAUGAAGAUACGUUCUGUUCAAAUAUCUGGGAAAAUUUAUAAGUCUAUGUAAAGGUUAGCUUAUCAAUUCAUUAAAAUACCACAAGUAAAUUCACACAAAAUGCAUCAAACUUUUUCACGGUUAUUUUUAAUAUAAUGAUGCCAAGCAACCAAAUAUUUGACAAUUAUACAUUACUUUCUAAAAAAAUUUACAGCUCAUACAACUCUCUUACGAUCCCAACUAUCUUCGUCGAAUGAUUUGUUUGGCAUCCCUUCAUCAGCUAGGUGAAGCUCAGUCUUGUCGGUCGGAAUUACUGCAGAAACAUUUACUUCCUACUAUAGUUCAACUGGGUCAAGAUCCUGUGCCAAAUGUUCGUUUCAAAGUUGGUCAAAUUUUGGGCAAAAUUGGCCAUCUUCUGGAUGCAUCGACUAUACAGACAUUUGUUAAACCAACGUUAGAAAAACUGGGCUCUGAUACAGAUCCAGAUGUUGUUUAUUAUGCCAAAGAAUCCAGCGAAUUACUUCAUCUUUCAGGAAGAUGAAAGCCAUGUCAAGAAACCACACGCGUUUUAUUCUGUGCACAGGAUAAUUAUGAUAUUUAAAUACAUGUAAAUUGUCAGCAUAUCUGGUACCUUACUUCCAGAGUAGUGAUACUCUAUUAAUAAAGUAAAUGUGAGCUUGUGUGUUUGUGGUUCUUGUUCAAUUGUGUCUGUGUAUGUGCCUUAACGUAAACUAGUUGCAUAUGUUUGUAUUAGUUAUUAAAUUCUGUUCUCAUUAUUAUUUUGAAGAAAACGAUAAGGGAAGUGCAUGUCGUCGUUUAAUUUAUUUAUUGUCAACUGCAUGAAAGUAGCUUGCUUUCAUAAAGCAAAACUCAAAUGUUUGUGAUUCAUCUUUUCUUUUUUAUUCAAUAAAACGUCGGAAUACAAUAUCGUUACGAAUUAUGAAUAUUAGUCGUGUGCUUGGCCCGAAUUCCUUGUACAAUGUCGCAAAACAAAAAUAUGCACUAUGUGGAAGUGUGCUGCUGAUUAUAGCUGAUCAGAUAACUAAAGCUUAAACUUUUAUAAGUAUGCUUGUUACUACUGCUUUACCAUCUAAGGCAAUUCUAAGAAGCUACCUGCCGGGUUGCAUAGUUAAAAACACAAAGUACUCGUAACUGACCAUAAGUAUGAAACCAUAUGCUACAUAAAACGUAAAAUGAAUUCAUCAUAGUUACAGGUAAAUUCCAUAGUUUGUUCAUAAAAAUAUCAUAUUCAUCAUUGCUACCAUUUCGCCUUCAGUAACUUACUGGAUUCUGAAUCCUUUCAACGUUAAAUGCUCAUAUCUUGUGUGAUUUGUAACUUAAAUGCAGCUACAAUAAUUUGUGAUUGCUGUCCGGCGACAUUAUUGUUUGGUAAUUUAUGUCGGAUCUUUGUUCAUAUUAAUACAACACUAUGAAAGUAGCGUGAUCAAGUUUCUGAUGACUUUUGAAUGGGCAAUAAUAUGUUGAAUAAUUAAAUAAAAUAAUGAAAGACAUUAAAAUCUCUAGAAAAAACACCAACGAUCCAUUAAUAAUUGAAUUAUUUUGGGAAUGUACUUUUGUCACCAAAUAGUUUGAGUGUCCGUAGAAAAGAUCGUAUUUUAUGAUUUUCUAGUAACUGACAGUUACUACUUUGAAGUACGUUUAGACCAUGAAUAAAUUAAGCGAGCGUCUCUAAUUCACACUCAGUAAAAUAAACUUAUCUGUAAUUCAUUUCUCUAAAUAUAAAUUUAUGACAAACGUGUAUUAUCCAUAAUGACGCUUUUUUUCGAUUCCCAAUUUUCUUGCUGAUACCGAUAAUGUUACUGUUACUACCAAUCACAUUGCCUAGAGAUUAACAAGCAUUAAAACGCUUACCAUGAUAUGGGUACAAAACAUGGUAAUAAAAUUCCCUAAAGAUAGUGAUAUACUUGUUCAUUGAAAAUAGGUUUCACUAAGUAUAUGCUGACAUUUAUUGUAAAUAAUACGUCAAUUAUGUUGCAGUUCGUUUACAGAUUCUUUGCAAUAAGAUUGAUCGCCUGAAUAUUAUCAUAAUCCAGU
Messenger RNA from Schistosoma haematobium, 11214 nucleotides. RefSeq names its product Serine/threonine-protein phosphatase 2A regulatory subunit A alpha isoform. The transcript is spliced from 6 exons. Gene Ontology annotation, biological process: protein dephosphorylation. Bases 3653 to 4579 code for a protein of 308 amino acids. Gene Ontology annotation, cellular component: protein phosphatase type 2A complex; cytoplasm. Gene Ontology annotation, molecular function: protein phosphatase regulator activity; protein binding. The record is from RefSeq and is a predicted model, not a curated record. NCBI's taxonomy places the organism in Eukaryota, Metazoa, Platyhelminthes, Trematoda, Strigeidida, Schistosomatidae.